Messenger RNA from Polistes dominula (European paper wasp), 837 nucleotides. It is a transcript of the gene Pef, whose product is annotated as penta-EF-hand domain containing protein peflin. NCBI's taxonomy places the organism in Eukaryota, Metazoa, Arthropoda, Insecta, Hymenoptera, Vespidae. The record is from RefSeq and is a predicted model, not a curated record. Gene Ontology annotation, molecular function: calcium ion binding.
AAAUCUAUAUGUAGUUUAUCUCACAUGCGCAACGUUUUGUUGUAUAUGUCGUGACACUGCAGCAGGUACUUUUUUUAAAGCAUUCAUCAAUGUGCAAUUAAUAAGUGCCUGACAGUAAUUAUAUUUCUUUUUAUUGUCAUCAGCUGAUCUGUAAUUAAAAGCAUAAAAGGAGUAUAAUUUGAAAUAAAAUGUAUGAACCAGAAGGUUUUAUAAGACCAGAAGUGCAACAAUGGUUUUCCUUAGUGGAUAAAGAUGGAAGUGGUCAAAUUACAGCAACUGAAUUAAAAGCGGCUUUAGCUAAUGGAAAAGGUGGAACUUUUUCAGAAUCAGCUUGUAGAUUGAUGAUCAGUAUGUUUGGUAAAAAACAAAGUGGUUUUUUAGAUUUACAAGAAUUUCAAGAGGUAUUUAAAUAUAUCAAUUCUUGGAUUGAUUUCCUACGUAAUAUUGAUCUAGACCAGUCUGGAAGUAUACAGGAAUAUGAAUUAAAUGCGGUAUUAGAAAAAAUGGGUUAUAAAAUUAGUCCUACAUUUGUUCAAUUUCUUAUUAAGAAAUGUGACCCCAUUAAUGGUCAAAGUAUGAGUGUCGAUCAAUUUAUUGUUUUUUGUAUUCAACUAGAAAAGUUUACAGGUGCGUUCAAAAGUAGAGAUACGGAAAGAACAGGAACUAUUUCUAUUGGAUUUGAAGAUUUCUUGAUGAUAGCUUUUGAUUGUAGCUUUAACUAAAUAUUUUAUUAACUCUGAUUAAUGCUAAUUAUAUUUAAUUAAUAUUAAGAAUGAUCAUUAAUAAUGAUCAUUAAUAGUUUGCUUUCCCCAUUAUUUAUCUUAAUUAUUCUACAUU